GCUAAGGCCGGUUCCUAUUCUCCUUACUCGAACUUUCGAGUUGGGGCAGCCCUCCUCGCUCCCGGUGGAGUGAUCAUCAAAGGUGCCAACAUCGAGAAUUCCUCGUAUGGAGGUACGAUCUGCGCGGAACGGACAGCGAUGGUCAAAGCAGCUAGCGAGAACAUCAGAGAGUUUGUGGCCCUCGCUGUAACGUCCGAUGUCGCCUCGCCUGUCUCUCCAUGUGGUAUUUGCCGUCAGUUCGUGCGCGAGUUUUGCGCGCUCGAGAUGCCUGUAUUGCUCAUUCCGGCAAACUAUGGUAAUUACGGAGAUGGAAAGGGCGAGAUCUUGGAAACAACGUUGGGGGAUCUGCUUCCCCACAGCUUUGGACCGGCUGAGCUGAAGUUGCCGAGGAUAUAG
Dacryopinax primogenitus is the source of this 396-nucleotide messenger RNA. Its product is annotated as cytidine deaminase. Lineage: Eukaryota; Fungi; Basidiomycota; Dacrymycetes; Dacrymycetales; Dacrymycetaceae. Gene Ontology annotation, molecular function: cytidine deaminase activity; zinc ion binding. The transcript is spliced from 2 exons. The annotation marks the transcript as partial. Gene Ontology annotation, cellular component: cytosol. The record is from RefSeq and is a predicted model, not a curated record.